AUGGGGGUUAGCGACGAUUUUGCCCCGAGCUUCACCCAGAAGCCGCAGCUGAGACAGGAGGAUGAUGGUAACAAGCUGGUCUUCGAGUGCCAACUCCUGGCCUCACCGAAGCCAGAAAUCUGUUGGUACCGCAGCGAUGAACUGCUUAAAGAGGACAAUAGGACACAGUUUAAGAUCCAAAGCAUCGCCAACAACAAGUUCUUGGUGGUGUUGGAGCUAGAUGACGUCAUCGAGACGGACGCGGGGUUGUACAAGGUCAAGGCUAAGAAUAAGAUGGGCGAGGUGGCCGCAUCCAUCAAUCUUAACUUCAGCCCCGCUGACGAAGAUAGACAAAAACAAAUAGACGGUAAAGCGCCCACGUUCGCGCGUAAGCCUGCAAUAAGACAAGAAGAUGACGGUAAGAGACUGAUCUUCGAGUGUCGUAUUGAAGCUGAGCCUGUACCCAGUGUGGCUUGGUUUCACAACACAUUGGAAGUCAAACACAGUCCGAGACAUAAGUUGACAGUAAGUAAGGAAGGGAAGUCUUACUACGCUUCGUUGGAAAUAAAUAAUGUAACAGUGGAAGACGCUGGCAAGUAUCGAGUGACUGCGAAAAAUGAACUCGGCGAAAGCAACGCUACUAUCAGUUUGAACUUCGACAGCGAUGAAGCGCCCGUGCCUGAAGAUUUUAUCAAACCCACUUUUACGGAGAGACCAGUCAUCAGGCAAUCGGAAGAUGGUACCAAAAUUACAUUCGAAUGUAGAUGUGUUGGCAAACCGAAACCAACCCUUACAUGGUACCAUGGUAAGAAAUUAAUUAAAGAAAGCAGUAGAUAUAAAAUAUCACUAGAAGAAGAUCAAUCACUGUAUCAUAUGGCGCGAUUGGAGAUCAUUGGGGUAGAAAAUACCGAUAAAGGAGAAUACAGGGCUGUAGCUAAAAACAAACACGGCGAAGGCGUUGCAAAAAUAAACUUAAACUUUCAGGGUGGGGACAAACCAAAAAUCCCGGAUGGUAAAGCUCCGCGAUUCCCUAAGAAACCAACAAUUAGACAAGAGGGGGAUAUUUUAAUAAUGGAGUGCGUACUUGAAGCGCAUCCAGUACCAGAUAUUACAUGGUUUCACGGAGAUAAAGAAAUUAGGGACGGUGCUAAAAUGAAAAUGUCUCGAAAAGCUAUCGGAAAGGACACAUUUAAUCUCACUCUUGAAAUUUUGAGUCCAACUAAGGAAGAUGGCGGGAACUAUAGAUGUAACGCUUUUAACGUGUUUGGGGAGAGCAAUGCUAAUAUUGCUCUUAACUUCCAAGGUGGGGAUGAUGAAAAUGGUUUUGCACCAUCAUUUAUUGAAAAACCUCGAAUCAUUCCCAACGAAGAUGGCACACUCAUCACAAUGCGAUGCGUGUGUAAAGCUAAGCCGGCGGCUGAAGUAACGUGGUACAGAGGCACGACCGUUAUUAAGGCUAGCAGUAAAAUCGAAAUUAAAUCAUCAGUCAUAAGUGAAGACGUUUAUGAAUUGAUACUGCUCUUAUCAAAUCCGACUGCAGCGGAUGGUGGCGCUUACCGCUGUCAUGUCAAGAACGAAUUUGGCGAGAGCAAUGCUAAUCUAAACUUAAAUAUUGAAGCUGAACCAGAACCCGAAGGCGAGGGACCAACAUUUAUUGAAAAGCCUACAAUUCAGUCUAAAGAAAAUGGCAAACUUGUUAUAAUGGGUUGUAAAGUUAAAGCUAGCCCGAGACCAACGAUCGUCUGGUACCACGAGGGUAAAGAAGUUAGGGACUCCUCAAAAAUAAAAACCAGAGUCGAAGUACAUGAAGACGUUUAUACAAUAAUUUUGGAACUUAUCGAUCCCGGUCUAGAAGAUUCUGGAUUGUAUAAAUGCAAUAUUAAAAAUGAACUUGGAGAGCUCAACGCAAAUCUAACGCUCAAUAUUGAAAUCAUUCCAGUUAUUAAAGAGAAACCAAAGAUCAUUAGGAUAGUUAAAAAGAAAACAGUAAUUGUUGAAUGUAAAGUAUUAAGUAAAUUUGCACCUUCUUGCACAUGGUUCAAAGAGGCAAGUGCAGUCAAAGAAGAUUCUAGGCAUACAGUUUUGAUUGAACCAGUUAGAGAAGGCGAAUUCGCAGUCAAGUUAGAGAUAUCUAACGUAUCUCAGAACGACAAAGGUUCUUACAAACUGGUUGCUAAGAACGAAAAAGGUGAAGCUACUUCCCAAAUGGUCGAAAUUACUGAAAUACCCGAAGAGAAGGGUGAAAAGCCUCAAAUUAUAAAACAUCUUAGAAGCCUGGCUAAGAAAGAAAACGAUGAGGCAGAAUUUGUAGCAGUACUUAAAACAUCUGACCAGUCAUGUAGAUGUACUUGGUACAAAAAUUCGACCGUUAUAAGAGAGUCUUCGGAAGUUAAUACAUCGUUUGAUGGAACUAACGCACGCAUGAUUAUCAGAAAAGUUUCUUCUAAAUAUGUAGCUAAUUACAGAGUAGUUAUCAAAAACGAAUUUGGUGAAGAUGAAUCCAGUGCUGAUUUAACACUAAUUGAGGAAAAGAAAAAGAAAAAAGAGGAAGAUGAGGAAGAAACUACUGUUAUUGAAGAAUCUGAAGAGGAAAUGUCAAUCGUAGAAGAAAAAUCUGUCAUUGAAGAAAAUCACAUUGAUGAGAAAAAGAAAGAAAUUCAAAAAGAAGAAGAAGAAAUAGAAGACGAAGAAAUGACUAUGAAGAAAAAAUCAUCUGCUAAAAAGGUAUCAAAGAAAGAAGAAGUAAAAAUAGAAAAGAAACAAGAAGAAAUUGAAAUCGAGGCUCAAAAGACCGAAGUAAAAGCAGAAGCUAAGAAAACAGAAACCAAAAUUGACGCAAAGAAAGUCCAAGAACAAAAAACCACUGAAACCGAAGACGCUAGGAAAAUUCUUGAAAAGAAAACAGCAAAAACAGAAGAAGAGAAAAAAGCUCUUCUUGAAAAGUUGGAAAAGAAAAAGGUUGAAAAGGCACCAGAGCCCGAGGCCAAACUUGAAGGAAUACCAAAACUCAAACCUGUUAAGCCUAAAGAAGAACCUAAGGUUGAAGAAGAAAAGAAAGAAACCAAAAAGACUGGAGAAAAGAAAAAAGUUGUCAAGACGAAGGUCACCAAAAAGAAGGAAGACGACGAACUCGAGUUUGUUGACGAUUACGAGCGUCCCGUUUUGGAGAAAUACGAACGAAUUACACCAACACCACUAGAAAAGAAACCCAAAGUUAAUGACACAUUAAAGUCAAAACGCGCAUCACUGUCUGAAAGUGUUAAAAGUGAACCAGAAGUAAGUGAUGAAGAGCCUUCUAUUGCUGCUCCAGUUUCAGAGAAAAAAGCUAAACCUGAGCCAGAGAAGGUUGAAGAAGAAAAGAGGCGUUUAAGUAUUAAAAAGGGUAUGCCCAAACCUGAGGAACCAGCUGAUGAAAUAUCACAGCCAAAACUAUCUAAAAUUCCAACAAAACCUGUCGAGGAAAAGGUUGAAGAGCCACAGGUUGCACAAAGUAAAAAACCCUUGAGAAAGCCUGAGGAACAAAAAGAGUUUGUCGAUGAUUACGAACGACCAGAUUUGGAAAAAUAUGAUAAAAUCAGUCCCAGUUCCACAGAGAGGACAAAGAAACAAAAUGGGGUGAAAGAGGAUUCAUCUGAAUUUAUUGACGAUUAUGAAAAGCCAGAACUUGAAAAGUAUGAAAAAAUAACUCCCACACCAAAAGAUAAACGUCGAGUUAGUGAUACACAGGAUGAAACUGACGCGAUGAAGGGUAAAAUUAAGCCUAAGGAAAAAGAUGAAGAACCUGUUUUCCCGACUUUGAAAAAAGUAUCUGUUCCUAAAGAUAAGGAGGAGGAGAAAAAACCAGAUGAAAAACCAAAGGCAAAACCUACUAAGAAAGAUGACGCUAAACCUAAAAAACGCCCAUCUCUUAAAGAAAAGGAGGUUGUUGAGGACGAGUUUGUUGAUGAUUACGAGAGACCUGUUCUCGAGAAAUACGAAAAAAUAACGCCAACUCCUACAGAGAAAAAGAAGAAGGAGGACAAAAAACCAGAAGAACAAACACCAUCCGCAACAAUUUCGAGGAGACGUUCAGUUAAAGACAAAGAUAAAUCUGAGCCUAUGGACGUUGACGAAAAUGUUAGCCUCGCUAAACCAAAAGCUCCAGUAAAACCAAGUCAAGAGCCUGAAGACGUUUCACUCACACAUAAAACACCAACCGAAAUCAAACCUACGGAGGGUGAAGCUGAGGCUCAACUUAAAGUUAAGAAACCAGAGAUUGUCGAAGAAAAGACAAUCAAACGACCUUCACCUAAAGACAAAGACACUAAGGGCGAGGAUACUGAAGAAUCUGUCAGUGUUUCAAAACCAAAAACUAAAACGAGCACAACUGCCCCUGAAGAGGCUUCAUUGACACAAAAGACACCAGCCCAGAAAAAGCCCACGGAGGGAACUGAGGCAGCACAGCUUAAGGUUAAAAAGCCAGCUGUUGUCAAAAAGGGAACGAAGGAAGCUAAAGAACCUAAAGACGAUAAAGAGGCACCCCUUUUGAUCAAAGGAGGUAAAUUUGAACUACCACAACUAAAGAAAACAACAAAGAAGACACCAGAAAAGCCUAAAAAGGCUACUUCCGAAAUAAGGGAAACCUCGGAUGGGUAUGAAUUGGACUUCGUGGAUGACUACGAAAGACCUGUUCUUGAAAAAUAUGAAAAGAUUACUCCUACACCGACUGUGAGGGACAAAAAGGAAAAAGAAAUUGCUAAGGUCGACAGCAGAAGAACAUCGGUUCAAAGCGUUCAAAGCGAGUUCACAAAAGAAACUGCUGAGAGCAGAAAGUCUUCGGUGGCAUCAAUAUCUGAACAAGAACAAGUUUCUCAAUUCAAAAAGUCUGCUCUCAAGGACAACGAUAAGGAAAUAGAAGAAAAUAAUACACCAGAAUUAAAAAAACCUAAAGAGCAGGACUAUCCUUGGCGACCUUCAAAACAAGACACACAGGAAACCUCUGAAAAGACGCAACCGAAACGUAGCAUUAGUCUAGAUCAACCGAAAUCUAAAAAAGUCAGCAAACCAAGACGCCGACAUAGUAAAACUGAGGAUCAAGAAGAAUCUGAUAACGAUAUAAUAGAUCGUACCGAAAUUAAAGAAAAUGUCCCCGUAGAUCGUCCCGACAAACGCCGUACAAGUAAUAUUGAUGAGGACAUUAAAGCUGAAAAAGUUAAAGACGAAUCCAAAGUACAAAUAAAUAUUCGGGAUGAUGGACCUAUAAAAACGGAUAGAGAUAUACCUGACAAACUAGAAUCUCAACCAACAAACAAAGAACCAAUUCGUCGUAGAUCAAUGAAGGAUAAUAUAAAUGAACCGUCCAAAAAACCUGAAUCAACGAGACUUGAUACUCAGCCAAUGAGUAAAGAUCAAGAUAAACAGGGUCAGAUUUCUGUCGAGGAGGUUCCAAAUAAACACCAGGUAGAUACUAGUGAUAUUCCUAAAAAUAAAUUACCAGAAGAUAAAUUACCAUUAAAACAAACGAAUGAAGAAGUUUAUCCUUGGCGUCGUCCAAGUAAAUCAAACGAGGAAUCUGAAGAAAUAAAACAGUCUAUCACAACUCCACAAACACAGACACAAGACACUUUAUAUCCGUGGAGAAAACCAAAAGAGGUACCAAUUCUUAUCACACCAGAACCCGAAACUAGUCCUAACGAAGUACCAUUUUCAUGGGACGUCAUCCCUGAAAUACCACAGGCGGAACAACAAUCAGAAUUACAGGACAAAAUUUUACCUACACUACAAAACACACAAGACACCACUGUACCAUGGAGAAGAUCUAGAUCUCCCCAGGCUGAAACCGAGGGCAAAGAGGAGAAAAAAUCCGAUCUCUUAGAAACUCCACAACCUUUAGGCAGCAAACCUCAACCAAACGAGAAAGUCGCUGUUAAAGAAGAAACAGUAGAAGCAGAAGCUAAGAAAGCAAAGGUCACAACUACAAGGAAAAAGGCUGAAGAAUUACCUGAAAUACCCGACUAUGAAAGGCCAGAACUUGAGAAAUAUGAAAAAAUAUCUCCUACACCAACAGUUCGAGAAAAGGCAGAAAAAGACAAACCGGCUGAAAAACCAAAGGUGCCUGAAAUUAAGGCACCUGAAGAGAAACCAGCGACACCUAAGAUCGAGGUUGUACGGGAUAAGUCUCCGAAACCAGAGGCAGGAAGGAAACCUUCAUUGUCACCAGCCCCUCCUGGCAGGAGAGGUUCCCUUAUCCCUCCUCCAGAGGAGAUGGGAAGACGUCCUUCACUAAUUAUCAGCGACGAGCGAAGAAAAUCUGGUGAUGCAAGACGGCCAUCAGUUCAGGAUUUGGAAGAUUUGAUCAACAAACCUUCGAUACCAUUAAAGCCUAUUGGUGACAAAGAGGGACCACCACAAAUCGUUGACGUACAAGAAAGCAAUUCUGCUGUUGAAGAUCAAACUGGUUACCUAACUAUUCAAGUGGAAGGUAACCCAGCCCCGACCUUCAAAUUCUACAAGGGUGUUACUGAAAUUAUCGAGGGUGGCAGAUUUAAAUACAUCACAGACGGUGAAACCGGUCUUAUUACAUUAUGUAUGAGAAAAGUCAAACCCAAUGAUGAAGGAAGAUACAAAGUUGUCGUUAGCAACAUCCAUGGCGAAGAUUCAGCAGAAAUGCAGUUAUAUGUGUCUGAUGCCAGUGGUAUGGACUUCCGCGCUAUGCUCAAGAGAAGGAAAUACGCGAAAUGGGGUGAAAAGAAGGACGACCCAGAUUGGGGUGACUUGAAAGAAGUCGAGAAACAAAUCCCACCUCUUAAGAAAGUUGAAAAGAAACAAGAGUCGUUCUUGAAACCCCUCGUAGAUCAAAAUGCAAAGGAAGGAAAAGAUAAGAAGGUUGUGUUUGAGGCAAUUUUCACAAAACCAAAUGCCAAACCAAAAUGGUUCUUCCGUAAAGAUGAACUAUUCCCUGGAUCAAAAUACAAGAUGACGAACGAACAAGAUUCUUACAGACUGACUAUUAUGAAUCCUAAAGUCGAAGAUACGGGUAAAAUAACGAUUGAAAUCGGAGGUAUCACAAGCACUGCUUUCCUACAAGUUGAAGAGCCCGAUCCUACAUACAACUUCACUAAACACCUAAAGAAGACUCUCACUGGCUACACUAAACACGAAGUCGUGUUGGAAUGUGCAGUUUCAAACAGUUUAGCCAUCGUGUCUUGGUGGAAAGGAGAAACGAAACUGGAAGAUGGUGAAGAAUUCCAGAUUUCUAAGGACCUUUCGGGUGUUUGCAGACUGAUAAUUAAAAAAGCGAAAUUCGAAGAUGCUGGGAAAUAUUCCUGUAAGAUCGAGAAGCAAACGGACAAGACGAAUUGCGAACUGAAAAUUAUCGAUUACCCCUACAAAUUCACCAAGGUACUUAAGUCUCAACAAGCAAUUGAAAAGGAUACCAUUACUUUACUCUGCGAGCUUGAUGAUGCUGCAGGCGACGUAAAAUGGUUUAAGAAUGACCAGCCUCUUAAAACGGAUAAACGUGUCACCAUUGUAAAAGAAGGUCGCAAGCGAAAAGUGGUUAUUAAAGAUGCUAAGGUAACCGAUGCCGGCAACUUUAAGUGUGUAAGCAACGCAGACGAAACCACUUGCGAAUUGAUCGUCAAUUACUCAAAUCGCUUCAACAAGAAGUUGAAGGACACAGAAGCAAUUGAGAGAGAUAAAGUUGUGCUCGAAGUUGAAUUACAAGAUCAAACGGCUGAAGCUGUUUGGUCUUUCAACGGAGUUCCUAUUGUGCCGAAUGAAAGGAUUGAAAUCAAAAAUUUGGGUGGUGGAAAACAUCAACUCAUUUUCAACAAGAUAGAAAUGGAAGAUGACGGCGAGAUUCUCUGUGAAUCCGGCAAACUAAGCUCUUCAUGUAAACUGUCUGUUAAGAAGGGUGAAUCAAAACCACAAAUUGAAUGUCCAGAUGAGUUCAACGGACCCGCUGGACAUCCAUUCGUUAUCGAAGUGCCUUACAAAAUUUCCGGAACACGCCAAACACCAAUCGAAGCUAAGCUAUUUAAGGAUGGUAAACCACUACCAAACAAAGAAAUUGAAGCAGUAGUUGAGCAAGAAAAGGUUCUAUUCAAAAUUAAGAAACCGACCAGAGAAGGUUCUGGUAAAUAUGAGAUUAAACUCUCCAAUGCUCAAGGCGAGGAUUCCAAGGAAGUUAAUAUUAUUAUGCAAAGUGCACCAUCCGUACCUCAAAAUGUUGAGGUAGUUGAGGUGUUCCAGACCAACUGCACUGUCACAUGGAAAACACCGCAAGAUGAUGGUGGUUCACCUAUUCUUAAAUAUAUUAUUGAAAGACAGGACUUAUCACUUAAAGCAGCGUGGGAUAACGUGGGUGAAGUGGCUUAUGGAGAGCCUACAAAAUAUAAAGUUGAGGACCUCAUCCCUAAGAAAACAUACAAGUUCAGAAUUCGAGCAGUUAAUAAGAUCGGUUCCAGUGAACCUGGACUUUUCGCUAAACCUGUAUUGGCUAAAGAUCCUUGGGAUGAGCCAUCCAAACCAAAGUCAUUGGAACUCACAGAUUGGGACAAAGAUCAUGCAGAUCUUAAAUGGCAAAAGCCAGAUAACGAUGGUGGUGCACCAAUUACGGGAUAUGUUGUUGAAUAUAAGGAAAAAUUCGGCAAAGACUGGGUACAGGGUGUGGAAGUCGAUGGUGAGACAUUAUCUGCAACUCAAUUUGGCCUAAAAGAAGGUUCCACAUAUGAGUUUAGGGUUCGGGCUAUUAACAAAGCAGGACCGGGAGAACCUAGUGACAGUACUAAGCCUAUUGUUGCUAAAUGCAGAUUUGUUAAACCAUACAUUAUUGGUGAAGGAGUACAAAGUAUCAUUAUCAAAAAAGGACAGGUUAUUUCCUUUGACAUCAAAUACGGCGGUGAACCCGAACCAGAAGUUAAAUGGUUCUUGGGCGAAGAGAAACGUGGAAAGGCGUACACGGAGAAGGAAAUUCGUGACGAUGGAGACCGUAUCACUAUUGACAAGUACGAGAGGAAUACAGUUUUGACUGUCAGAAGAACAACAAGACCUGAUAGUGGAAAAUACAAGCUUGUACUUACCAACUCUUCAGGCACAUGUGAAAGUGUUGGAGAUGUUGUUGUAUUAGACAAACCAAAUCGUCCAAACGGUCCUAUUGAAGUAACGGACAUACGUGCCGAAAAGGCGACAGUGAAAUGGCAGAAACCAGACGAUUUCAAGGGAUCCGACAUCACUGGAUAUACCUUGGAAAAGAUGGAUAUGGACACUGGCAACUGGGUACCGUGCGGUGAAUGUGGUCCAGAUCCCACCGAAUUUACCGUUAAAGGUCUUACGCCAAACCACAAGUAUAAGUUCAGGGUUCGCGCCGUUAACAAAGAGGGUGAAUCCGAACCAUUGGAAACCGAUGGUUUCAUCGUUGCCAAGAAUCCUUACGAUCCACCGAAGGCUCCUGGCAAACCAACGAUCAUUGACUACGACAACAUGUCAGUUACGUUACAAUGGGAACCUCCCAGUGAUAACGGCGGCCGGCCAGUGCUGGGUUAUGUCAUAGAAAUGAAGGACAAAUUCACAGCUACAUGGGUUGAGGUUCUGAAAACAGAAGACAUCAAAACAGAGGCGAAGGUUGAAGGUCUGAAAGAGAAAAUGAUUUAUCAGUUCCGUGUGAAAGCUUACAAUAAGGCUGGUAUUGGUGAUGCCUCUGAACCCACUGAGAACCAUCUGUGCAAGCACAGGAACUUGAAACCACGCAUCGAACGCAGCACCUUCAAAUCCGUCAUCAUCAAGGCUGGCAGAACACACAAAUGGUCUGUUGACGUCAUUGGAGAACCUCCGCCGGAAACCACUUGGUCAUGGCGUGAAAAUAUUAAACUAGUGAACACAGAAAGGAUUAAAAUCGAGAAUGUCGAUUACCACACCGACUUCACGAUUACUAACGCGGUACGUCGCGACACUGGCAAGUACACGCUGAGGGCUGAAAACUGCAAUGGUUUUGACGUGGAAACCGUUGAGUUAACCGUGCUUAGCAAACCAAGCUCUCCUAAAGGUCCAUUGGAAGUGACAGAUAUACACGCAGAAGGCUGCAAGGUCAAGUGGGAGAAGCCAGAAGAUGAUGGUGGCUCACCGAUUAAAGAAUAUGAGCUGGAAAAAAUGGAUCUGGCUACCGGCAAAUGGGUCAGGGUUGGAAGAGUGGCUGGAGAUAAGAAGCCGCUGGAAUUAGAAGUGACAGGUCUUGAACCAGGUCACCAGUACAAGUUUAGAGUUACAGCUGUAAAUGACGAAGGUGACUCUGAACCUUUGGAGACUGAAAAGGCUAUACUCGCAAAGAAUCCGUUCGAUGUAUCCGACAAGCCUGGUAAUGUACGCGUGGCAGACCACGACAACCAAAGUGCCACAGUUGCUUGGGAGCCACCAGCGUCAGAUGGUGGUGCGCCAGUUCUUAAAUACGUCAUCCAGAAAAGACCUAAGGGUGGAGAUUGGGAGAACGCUGGCGAGGUUCCUGGUAGCGCUACUAGUGCUAAGGUAGAUGGAUUACCUGAAGGUAGCGAGUAUGAAUUCCGAGUGAUCGCUGUCAACAAGGCCGGUCAAUCAGAGCCAUCAGAACCAACCAAGAUGACCACAAUCAGACAUAAGGCUUUGAAACCUCGUAUCGAUCGCACAAACCUCAAGGCUCUUGCUGUACGCGCCGGAAAGCCUAUCUUCUUCGACGUGAACGUAAAGGGUGAACCCGCGCCGAAGGUGCAAUGGUUCCGUAAAUGGAAGAACGAAGAAAACGAAGUCACAGAAAACGUCAUCAAUGUGGACUACAACACCAAGUUAGACGUCAAAGAAGCAGUUCGUGCUAUGACAGGCACUUAUAGGAUCCUGGCCACCAACGAACAUGGCAAGGACGAGGCUGAAGUAGAGAUCACUGUACUAUCAGCUCCGGGAAAACCUGGAGGUCCACUCAAAGUUACAGAUGUCACCAAGAACGGGUGCAAACUGGCUUGGAAGAAGCCAGAGGACGAUGGUGGUAAACCAGUAACUGGCUACGUAGUGGAAAAACUAAACAAAGCUACAGGCAGAUGGGUACCUGUUGGCAAGACAGAUGACACUGAAAUGGAAAUCAAAGGCUUGCAGGAGGGAGAAGAAUAUGAAUUUAGAGUCAGGGCUGUCAACGAUGAAGGAGAGUCUGAACCGUUGAAGACGGACCACUCUAUCAUUGCUAAGAAUCCCUAUGACAUACCUGGCAAACCAUCAGUGCCAACUAUCGAAGACUGGGACGUUGAUCGCGUAGACCUUAAAUGGGAGGCACCCAAGAACACAGGAGGAGCACCCAUUACUGGCUACAUAAUUGAGAAGAAAGAUAAGUUUGGACACUGGCAAGAGGCGCUUGUUACAACGACGCCAGAAUGCAAAGCUCGUGUACCAGACCUAAAAGAAGGCAAUACAUACCAGUUCCGUGUGAAAGCUGUCAACAAAGCCGGUCCGGGAGAACCUUCCGAACCAACUCAGCCACAUGUCGCCAAAGCCAGAUUCUUGAAACCAUACAUUAAUCGCGAUAAGAUGGUUGCAAUCAGAGUGCGAGCAGGUACCACUAUCAAACUCGACGUUGACAUCAAGGGUGAACCCCCACCGUCCAAGACCUGGACCUUUGCCAAUAAGGUCAUUGAGACCGGACCAGGAUACAAAUUGGAAAACGAGGAUUACAACACUAAGUUGCAAAUCUUCGAAUCAUCCUGGAAGAAUUCUGGCAUCUACACACUGAAGGCUGUCAAUGACUCCGGAGUAGAUGAAGCCACUGUUGAGAUUACUGUUCUUGAUAAGCCAGGCAAACCAGAAGGACCUCUCGAAGUGUCCGAUGUACACGCAGAGCACGUUAAAUUGUCAUGGAACAAACCCAAGCACACUGGUGGGCUACCACUUAGUGCUUACGUGGUUGAGAAAAUGGAUGUCACCACCGGCAAGUGGACUCCGGCUGGUACUAUUGAUCCUGACGUCACCGAGGCAACUGUUACAGGCCUCGAACCUGGUCACACUUACCAGUUUCGCGUGAAGGCAUUAAAUGAGGAGGGUGAGUCUGAACCAUUGGAGACAGAUCACGGCAUUCUUGCCAAGAACCCUUACGAUGUACCAGCUCCACCUGGUCUACCAGAAAUUGUAGACUGGGAUGAGAAAUCAGCGAAACUUAAAUGGGAACCACCUUAUAGGGAUAAUGGUGCUCCCAUUACUGGAUAUAUUAUCGAAGUUAUGGACAGAGAUAGAGGAGAAUUCGUCAAAGCUGCCGAAGUCCACGGAAACGUCUGCCAAGGAACUGUACCAAAGUUGGAGGAAGGCAAUCAGUACCAAUUCCGUGUACGAGCUCUCAAUAAAGCCGGACAAUCUGAGCCUUCUGAAAACACCAACUGGCAUACUGCUAAACCUAGAUUCUUGAAACCAAGAAUCGACAGGACUAACUUGAACCCUAUCACUGUGAAGGCUGGUCUACCUGUAUCUUUGGACGUCAAAGUCUUUGGAGAGCCGCCAGCCACUGUGACAUGGUACUUCCAAGGCCAAGAGCUCAGCAAUCGAGAGAAUCUUGAGAUCAUCAAUGUAGAUUAUAAUACCAAGUUCCUCAUGAUGAAAACAAAGAGAAUCAACAGUGGAAAAUAUGUAAUUAAAGCAAAGAAUGAAGUGGGAGAAGAUGAGGCUGAAGUGGAGAUUAGCGUGCUUAGCAAGCCAUCCAAACCCAAGGGACCAUUGGAAGUAGCUGAUGUCACCAAGAACAGCUGCAGCUUGUCAUGGCAGAAGCCAGAAGACGACGGCGGAUCGCCCAUUGAAUACUACGAGAUUGAAAAACUUGAUCCUCUCACUGGUCAAUGGUUGCCUUGCGGUACAUCGAAGGAUUGUAAAGCCAACGUGACUGGUCUGCAAGAGGGAAAACCUUAUAAAUUUAGAGUGAAAGCCGUAAAUAAAGAAGGAGAGUCUGAAGAGUUGGAAACAGAAAAGCCUAUUAUUGCCAAGAAUCCAUUUGACGAGCCCGGAAAACCUGGUCGCCCAGAGCCAAGGAACUGGGACAAAGACUUUGUGGAGCUGGAGUGGUCACCACCAAAGGAUGACGGAGGUGCUCCUAUCACCGGCUAUAUAAUACAGAAGAGAGAGAAGGGCGGCAGAACCUGGCAGGACUGUCUCCGCACGUCUGGUGAGCGACCGGUAGGACGCGUUGAGGACGUUGAGGAAGGACAUGAAUACCAGUUCCGAGUGAUAGCUCUUAACAAAGCUGGUCAGAGUGAGCCUAGUGAACCUAGCAAGAACGUGAUUGCUAAACCCAGAUUUUUGGCACCUAAAAUCGAUCGCAAAUACUUGCAAAGUCGCAAAGUCAAGGUGGGCUCCGUACUCAAAUUGGAAGCUGAUGUCAAGGGUGAACCCGAACCGACCAUCACAUGGACCUUUAAGGAUCAGACUCUCAAGUCUCAUGAACGCCUUAAGAUCGAGAAUGUUGAUUACCACACUUCAUUUGUACUGCAAAAGUGUACAAGAGAUGAUGGUGGUAAAUACGUCGUGACGGCUAAGAAUGACUCCGGAACUGAUACUGUUGAGAUUGAUAUAACAGUUGUCAGUAAACCGGCUAAGCCGAAAGGACCUCUGAAGGUAUCCGACGUCAAAGCUGACAGCUGUAAAUUGAAAUGGGAGCCACCAGAAGAUGAUGGUGGUGAACCAGUUGAGAGCUAUGUGGUUGAACGAAUGGAUACAGACUCUGGAAGAUGGGUGCCUGUGUGCACUACAAAGACACCAGAAGCGGAUGUCACUGGAUUGAAUGAGGGCAAAGAUUAUAUGUUUAGAGUCAAGGCUGUUAAUCCUGAGGGCGAGAGUGAACCUCUGGUGACUGAAACUGCUACAACUGCUAAGAAUCCAUAUGGUGAACCUGAUCCACCUGGUAAGCCUGAAUUCAAGGACUGGAGCGCGAACCACGUAGACCUUAAGUGGGAGAAACCUCCUAAUGAUGGUGGGGCUCCUAUUACUGCUUAUAUCGUUGAGAAGAAGGAUCGCGACACUGGAAAAUGGGUUAAAGCAGCGGAUGUUCCCGGCAACAAAACUGAGGCACGUAUCCCAGAUUUGAUAGAAGGAAAGACGUAUCAGUUCCGCGUAAAGGCAGUCAAUAAGGCUGGCCCAGGAAAACCUUCUGCGGCCUCUGAGAGUCUGUUAGCUAAGGAUAGAUUUGCUCCGCCAAAGAUCGACCGCACCAACAUGCGUGAUAUGACACUGAAGGCUGGCCAGAACAUUCGACUUGACGUCAAGGUGUCCGGAGAACCGCCACCAACUAAAACUUGGUUCCAAAACAAAGAGCGUCUUUCCACUCGGGAGGACCUUUCUGUUGAUGUCGAAGACUAUAGAACGAAGCUAUCAGUAGUGGUCGCCAGCCGCAAGCACAGUGGAACUUAUGUUCUAAAGGCUGAGAACAGCAGCGGCAGAGAUGAAGCCACUAUUACAAUUAACGUUCUAGAUGUGCCCGAUAAGCCAGAGGGACCUUUGAAGAUAUCUGAUGUACACAAAGAAGGUUGUACCCUGAAAUGGAACCCACCGCUAGAUGACGGUGGUGCGCCUAUCGAUCAUUACCUUGUUGAGAAAUUAGACACAGAAACCGGCAGAUGGCUUCCAGCACUCAAGACGAAGGAUCCUAAAGCCGAAAUAGAGAAUCUUGUUCCUGGCCAUGAAUACAAGUUCAGAGUAUCCGCAGUUAAUAACGAGGGUGUUUCUGAGCCAUUGGAGGGUGAUCACUCAAUUAUUGCCAAGAAUCCAUUUGAUGAGCCCGGCAAACCUGGAACACCAGAAGUCUUGGACUGGGAUAAGGAUCACGUGGAUCUCAAGUGGUCCAAACCCAUUAAGGAUGGCGGUGCACCCAUCACGGGAUACAUAAUUGAAAAGAGAGAAGUUGGGUCUACCAAGUGGGUUAAAGCCUGUGAGGUUGGUCCUAACGACAAUGAGAAAGCCACAGUUCCAAACCUGGAUGAAGGUACAGAGUAUGAAUUUAGAGUGAAGGCUGUGAACGAAGCAGGCCCCGGUGAACCAAGCGACGCUAGCAAGUCAGUCACUUGCAAGCCAAGAAGAUUGGCUCCAAAGAUCGAUCGUCGCAAUCUUCGACCUAUUAAGGUUCGUGAGGGAGAGCCUAUCGCACUCGAUGUUAAAGUUAGUGGUGAACCUGCCCCUGAAGUCACUUGGUCGCUUAACGGCAAGAGCGUUACUAGUAGCGGCGCACUCAAGUUGGUGAAUGUGCCAUAUCUCAGCAAGUACCAGAAUUCAAGUCCUAGGCGUAAGGAUUCUGGAAUAUACAAGAUUCAGGCCAUCAACAAAUACGGCAGUGAUACUGCAGAAUUGGAUAUUACAGUCACUUCGAAACCAGAAAAGCCCGAAGGUCCGCUAGAGGUGUCCGAUAUCCACAAGGAUGGAUGUACUCUUAAAUGGAAGAGACCUAAGGAUGAUGGUGGCGAACCCAUCGACUGCUACCAGGUUGAGAAGUACGACACAGAAACAGGAACUUGGGUACCCGUUGGCAAAACAAUUGGCAAUGUGCCUGAAAUGGAGGUGGAUGGUCUAAUCCCGGGUCAUGAAUAUAAAUUCCGAGUGAAAGCUAUUAACAAGGAAGGCGAAUCAGAACCCUUGGAGACCUUCGGAUCUAUUGUUGCUAAAGAUCCAUUCACUGUACCUGAAGCUCCAUCAGCCCCAGUGCCAGACGACUGGUCGGCUACACAUGUAGACCUCAAAUGGGAGCCCCCAGUAUCAGACGGUGGCUCUCCUAUUAUUGGAUAUAUUAUUGAAAGGAAAGACAAAUACAGUCCAUUGUGGGAAAAGGCAGUGGAGACACAUACACCCACACCUUCCGCAACUGUUAAUGGUUUAAUCGAAGGUAAUGAGUACCAAUUCCGUGUGAUUGCUAUCAAUAAAGCUGGACAAAGUAAACCUUCGGACGCAAGCAAGAACUUUGUAGCUAAGCCACGAUUCUUGGCUCCUAAGAUAGACAGACGUCAUCUUAGAGAUGUCACAUUAUCUGCUGGGUCCUCGCUUAAACUUGAGGCUGCCAUUACUGGCGAACCUGCUCCGGCAGUUGAAUGGAGGUAUCAGAACAUGCCACUGCGUCCGUCAAAGGCAGUGACUAUUGAUAGCCCUGAUUACUUUACUAAGCUGGCUAUAAGACCAGUUAGGCGAGAUGAUUCUGGGGAAUAUACAGUGACAGCUGUUAACUCAAGCGGCAAAGAUACCGUCACCAUUAAUGUUACUGUCACAGACAAGCCAUCUAAACCCGAAGGUCCCAUGCAGAUAUCCGACGUACACAAGGACGGAUGUACGCUGAAAUGGAAGCGUCCCAAGGAUGAUGGUGGUACUCCUGUGGAAUAUUACCAAGUGGAAAAAAUGGACACGGAGACAGGCUGUUGGGUGCCGUGUGCACGCUCCGAUGAGCCUAAAUGCGAAGUCACCGGUCUAACUCCCGGCAAGGAGUACAAGUUCCGUGUGUGCGCUGUUAACUCGGAGGGAGAGAGUGAACCGCUCGUAUCUGAAGAAGCCAUUGUAGCUAAGAAUCCCUUCGACGAACCUGGCGCACCAGGAACGCCAUCAGUUACAGACUGGGAUAAGGAUCACGUGGACCUUAAAUGGACUCCGCCCAAGGAGGAUGGCGGUGCUCCUAUUGAAGGAUACAUCGUGGAGAAGAAAGACAAAUUCGGCAACUGGGAGAAAGCACUUGAAGUACCUGCUGAUAAAACAUCUUGCACCGUACCGGACCUCGUGGAAGGACAGACUUAUGAAUUCCGCGUCCGUGCUGUGAACAAAGCCGGUCCUGGUGUUCCCAGUGAUAGCACACAUCCCAUCGUUGCUAAGCCUCGAAACAUGGCACCAAAGAUCGACAGAACUAAUCUCAUUGAUAUCAAAAUCAAGGUCGGACAGAAGUUCGGCUUUGAUGUCAAGGUGUCUGGUGAACCUAUGCCUGAAACAAAAUGGUUCCUGGGUAAACGUGAAGUGAAGUCUUCCGGAGACAUGAAAGUGCAACAUUCAGACUACAACACUAAGAUUGCUUGUAAAGCAGCCACAAGGGCUGACAGCGGCCGAUAUACUAUCACCGCCGAGAACGUUAAUGGCAAAGAUGUGGCUGAAGUUGAAGUUAUCGUACUGAGCGUGCCGAGCCCACCGGGAGGACCGCUUAAGGUUUCCGACGUACACGCUAACGGUGCUAAGCUAUCAUGGAACCCUCCGGCAGACGAUGGUGGACAGCCUAUUGAGAAGUACAUUGUUGAACGUAUGGACGAAGCUACAGGUCGCUGGGUACAAGCAGGAGAGACUGACGGCCCUCAAACUAAUCUAGCAGUUGACGGAUUAACGCCUGGUCAUAAAUACAAGUUUAGAGUUCGGGCGGUUAACAGGCAAGGAAAAUCAGAGCCACUAACCACUCCUCACGCUACUGAAGCUAAGAAUCCGUUCGAUGUGGCUAGCAAGCCUGGUACCCCCAAGAUUAAGGACUUCGACAAAGACUUCGUUGAGUUGGAAUGGACCCGACCUGAAUCAGAUGGUGGAGCACCAAUCACAGGAUAUGUCAUCGAAAAGAAAGACCGAUUUGCACCAGAUUGGGAAGAAUGUGCACAGAUUGAAGGUGAUGUUACAUCAGGCAAAGUACCUGAUCUCAUUGAAGGCAACACGUACGAGUUCCGCGUACGCGCUGUUAAUAAAGCUGGAAAAGGUGUUCCUAGUGACAGUACUGCUCCACACGUUGCCAGACCAAAGAACCUGGCGCCAAAGAUCGACAGAAACUUCAUGUUUGAUAUCAAAAUCAAGGUGGGUCAAAACUUCGAGCUCGAUGUACCAGUGGCGGGUGAACCCAUACCUACCAAGGAAUGGCUCCAUGGAGAAAAUAUGGUUCUUAACACCGACAGGAUUAAAGUCGUUAAUGAUGCUCAUUCUACAAAGAUAAGGGUAAUUGACGCUAAACGUGCUGAUACUGGAACCUAUACCCUUAAGGCGAAAAAUAUUAAUGGAACUGAUUCAGCAACUGUUAAGAUUGUAGUAAUGGAUGUACCCUUGCCACCGGAAGGUCCACUAAGGGUGGAUGACAUCACCAAAUCUGGUUGUACACUUAGAUGGAGGCCACCUAAAGAUGAUGGUGGUAGCGAAAUUACUCACUAUGUUGUCGAGAAGAUGGACCAAGAGAAUCUUCGCUGGGUUCCGGCAGGAGAGGUACAAGGUUGCAACAUUCGUAUUGACCAUUUGAUUGAAGGCCAUGAUUACAACUUCCGCGUACGAGCUGUCAAUAGACACGGUGAAUCACAACCCCUCGUAGGAUCAGAACCAAUUACGGCCAAAGACCCCUACGGAACUCCAGAUAAACCUGGCACCCCAGUUGUUAAGGAUUGGGAUAAGGAUCACAUGGACAUAGAAUGGGUUCCGCCAAAGAAGGACGGAGGAUCACCGAUUACGGGUUACGUAAUUGAAGCUAGAAAGAAAUAUGGGCCAUGGGAAUUAGCUGCUACAGUUCCAGGUAACCAGACAACAGCAACUAUUCCUGGCCUCCAGGAAGGAGAAGAAUAUGAAUUUAGGGUCAUUGCAGUUAAUAAAGCUGGAAACGGUGAACCAUCCGAUGCCUCAACACCACAAGUGGCUAAAGCUAGAUUCUGUGCACCUACCUUUGACAAAAUGCUGCUUGCUGAUAAAACAGUCAAAGCUGGUCAAAGAAUACAAUACGAAAUCCCGAUAGAAGCCUCUCCAAAACCGACCGCCGAAUGGCAAAUUAAUGGUAAACUUGUACAUCCAUCUGACAGAAUUGACAUUCAAGUCUUACACAACAGGGUCAUACUUGAUAUACCAUUCUCUGUUCGUGCUGACGGAGGCAUUUAUAAGCUGACUCUUAAGAAUGAUCUUGGAGUUUGCUCUGCAAGUGCGCAAGUUACAGUCCUUGAUAAACCUUCAAGGCCAGAAAAGCCACUGGUUGUUUCUGAUGUGACUAAAGAAUCCUGCUCACUAUCCUGGAAGGUACCGUUAGACGACGGUGGAUCUCCAAUUUUACAUUAUGUUAUUGAAAAAAUGGAUCUAAGCAGAGGCACAUGGUCCGAUGCUGGUAUGAGUACGUUCCUAUCGCACCAAGUUACAAGACUUAUUCACAUGAAAGAAUAUCUAUUUAGAGUGGGCGCAGUUAAUGCUAUCGGACAAUCUGAACCUCUUGAACUUGAUCGCGCUAUUGUAGCCAAGAAUGAAUUUGAUGAACCGUCAGCACCGGGCAAACCUGAAGCUACAGACUGGAGUAAGAACCACGUUGACUUGAAAUGGGCUGCACCUAAAUCUGAUGGCGGUGCUCCUAUAACAGGAUACAUCGUUCAAAAGAAAGAAAAAGGUAGUCCAUACUGGAUCAACGCAGCCAAUGUACCAUCUAGCCAGACUAAAGCUACAAUACCAGAUCUCGUCGAAGGUCAAGAUUAUGAGUUUAGAGUAAUUGCAGUUAAUCAAGCGGGACAGUCUGAACCAAGUGAACCAUCUGAUAUAAUUACAGCAAAGGACAGAUUUGUUGCACCAAAGAUAAUCACUCCACUUAAGGAAGUCCGCAUUAAGGCUGGCCUUAUAUUCCAUGUGGAUGUCGACUUCAUUGGAGAACCAUUCCCAGAAGUCAAAUGGACCUGUGAUGGUAAACCAGUGGUUACUAACGAGAGGACAACUGUGACCUCAGUUGGUCAUCAUACAAUUGUUCAUACUGUAAACUGCAAGCGAUCGGACGCUGGAAAAUACCACUUGUCACUAAAGAAUGACUCAGGAUCUGAUGAAGGCAGCUUUGAUUUAAUAGUUCUCGAUGUUCCGGGACCUCCACAACCACCAUUCGAAUAUGAGGAGAUAACUGCCCAAUCUGUAACAUUGUCUUGGAAACCACCAAAAGAUAAUGGUGGCAGUGAACUUACCGGAUAUGUUAUUGAAAAACGUGAUUUGACUCACGGAGGUGGCUGGGUGCCAGCUGUCACUUAUAUAAAUCCAAAAUACAAUCACGCCACAGUUCCACGUUUAUCGGAAGGUACCAAGUAUGAAUUUAGAGUGUUUGCAGAAAACUUACAGGGUCGUUCUGAACCAUUGGUGACUGACAAACCUAUAAUUGCAAAGAAUCAAUAUACAGUUCCUGGAAAACCAGGCAAGCCAGAAUUGGUAUCUGCGGAUAAAGAUCACAUUAAAAUUAAAUGGUCAUCUCCGAUUUCCAAUGGAGGGUCUAAUAUUCUUGGAUAUGAUAUUGAAAGACGUGAUAAGGCCACUGGUCGCUGGAUAAAGAUGAAUAGAGAACCAGUUCGAUUUAAUGAAUACCAGGAUGACAGAGUGCAAGAAGGCCACCAAUAUGAAUAUCGUGUGUCUGCGGUUAAUCUUGCUGGACCAGGACAACCAUCAGAUCCAUCAAAUGUAUUUAUUGCCAAACCUAUGAAGGAGAAACCUAAGCUGUGGUUAGAUCACCUUAUUGGUCGUAAAAUUAAGGUUAGGGCUGGUGAACCUAUUAAUAUAAACAUUCCCAUUUCUGGUGCUCCUACACCAACUAUAUCUUGGAACAAGGGAUCUAUACCAUUGGUACCCUCACAUAGAAUCUCAGCAGAAACAAAAUCUGAGGAAACUAAACUUAGCAUUGAAAAAUCAACUAGAGAUGAUGCUGGAAAAUACACAAUAACUGCUUCAAAUGAACACGGCAAAGAUUCAGCCGAUAUUGAAGUUAUAGUUGUUGACAAACCUGGAAUACCGAGGGGUCCACUUGUAUGCACACCAGUUACUCAUGACGCUAUUAGCCUAACUUGGCAACCACCCUCUGACGACGGUGGUAGUGAGAUCACUGGCUACGUUGUUGAAGUUGCUGAAUUCGGUGUUAAUGACUGGCGAACUGUCGCUGGAUUCUGUCCAAAAUGUUCGUUUACAGUUAAAAACUUAACAGAAGGCAAGAAAUACGUAUUUAGAGUUCGCGCUGAAAACUUAUACGGUGUUUCGGAACCACUAGAAAGCAAACCUAUUAUCGCUAAAUCACCAUUCGAUCCUCCAGAUGCACCAGAUACACCCAAGAUAACUGGUUACAGCUCUAACAGUUGUUCACUUGAAUGGGAACCACCAGCAAAUAGCGGUGGUAAACCGGUUACUGGAUACUAUGUUGAAAAGAGAGAACGUGGUGGUGAUUGGGUUAAGGUUAAUAAUUACCCGACACCCAACACGUGUUACACAGUGCAGGACUUGCGCGAAGGAAACCGUUAUGAGUUUAGAGUUAUUGCAGUUAACGAGGCUGGUCCAGGUAAACCCAGCAAACCUACAGAGCCUAUUACAGCGGAAACACAACGACUUAAGCCAAGCGCACCUGAAGCGCCGAAACCAGACAGGAUCACUAAAGACUCUGUCACAUUAUCAUGGAGACCUCCUAAGAGUGAUGGCGGAGCUAAAAUCAAGGGAUACAUUAUUCAACAAAAGGCUAAGGGUGAUAAAGACUGGAAGGAUGUCAACGAUGUUCCUAUCCCUAGCUUGAUUCAUACAGUACCUAAACUUAAAGAAAACGAAGAAUAUCAAUUUAGAGUCAUUGCCGUCAACGAUGUCGGUAAUUCUGAACCCAGCAAACCAACAGCUGAUAUCAAAAUUGCCGAACAACCUAACAAACCUGUUAUGGAUCUUGGCGGAGUUCGAGACAUUACGGUACGAGCGGGUGAAGACUUUUCUAUCCAUGUGCCUUAUAUCGGAUUCCCACAACCAACAGCGUCAUGGUUUGCAGAUGACAAUUUACUUGAUGUUGAACGUGAUUCAAGAAUAUUCCAGAAAAUUACACCUGAUUCCGCUUCACUUGUUGUUAAAAAUGCAAAGAGAUCAGAUGGUGGACAGUAUCGUUUACAACUACGCAAUCCAUCUGGUUACGACACAGCCACCAUCAAUGUUCGCGUCCUUGAUAGACCUGGUAAACCCGAAAACUUGCGUGCAGAUGAAUUUGAAGGUGAAGCACUCACUUUGUACUGGAACCCGCCCAAAGAUAAUGGCGGUGGUGAAAUUACCAAUUACGUUGUGGAGAAACGAGAAGCUCGCACACAAAACUGGACAAAGGUAUCCGGCUAUGUCACGACACCGUUCUUACGUGUAAAGAACUUGACUGUUGGCAAGAGCUACGAGUUCAGAGUUAUGGCCGAGAACCAGUACGGCCAAUCCGACCCUGCUCAAACUACUGAGCCGAUUAGGGCCAGACAUCCAUUUGAUCCGCCAGGAGCUCCGGGUGCGCCGAGGUCUGUGGAAACAACUGAAUCAUCCAUCACUGUCACCUGGACAAAACCACGUCACGAUGGAGGGUCACCUAUUACCGGUUACAUCCUCGAGAAGAGGCUGAUCACUGAGGAUAAAUGGACGAAGGCAUCACACGCUUACAUUCCAGAUACGACAUACAAAGUUACAGGACUGAUUGAAAACCACGAAUACGAGUUCCGUGUUUCGGCAGUUAAUGCAGCCGGCGCAGGUCCAUGGUCACAAAGUUCAGAUGCAAUCCGCGCCUGUGCUCCACCCAACGCGCCGAAAAUUACCAGCGAUCUCAGCCUUAGAGAUAUUACUGUCAUCGCCGGAGAGGAAAUCAAAAUCACCGUGCCUUUCACCGGCAAUCCGAGACCAAAGGUUUCAUGGAUUAUAAACAACGAGGAAGUGUUCCCGGAUAACCGCAUCCGGUUCGUGACCUCUGACAUCGACACGGUGUUCUUUAACUCUUGUGCUAAACGCUCAGACACUGGAUCUUAUACCAUACAGCUUAUUAAUAGUGAAGGGUCUGAUAGUGGAACUUGCAGGGUUUUGGUAGUAGAUAAACCGUCUCCACCGGUAGGCCCAUUGGAAGCAUCAGACAUUACUCCCGACACGUGCACAUUAUCUUGGAAACCGCCACUAGAUGAUGGUGGAUCUCCGAUUACCAAUUACAUUGUUGAGAAGAUGGAUAGCACUGGGGUUUGGUCCAAGGCAUCAUCGUUUGUACGAAACUGCCAUUACAACGUGAUGGGUCUGGAGCCGAAUAAGAAAUACACGUUCAGAGUACGCGCCGAAAACCAAUACGGCGUAUCAGAACCUUUGACUAUGGACGAUUCCAUCACUGCCAAGUUCCCAUUCACGAUUCCGGAUCCACCGGGAGUACCUCGUGUGAUCGAUUGGGAUGGUUCAACUGGCACCGUCGUUUGGGACCGCCCGCGUUCCGAUGGAGGUGCCAGAAUUCAAGGCUACAAGAUAGAAUUCAGAGACGUCCAGGAUAAUAUUUGGACCGCAGCUGACUAUCUCGUUAAAGACUGUAAUUACCAGGCCUACAACCUGGAGCCAGGUCACGAGUACGAAUUCCGCGUACGCGCUAAAAACGCAGCUGGGUUCAGUAAGUAUUCGGCUUCGUCGCAGCCGUUCAAAGUGCGGGCCCGCGCUGGUCCACCUUCUGCACCUCGUUCCCCUCGCGUUUUGCGCGUUGGCAAAAACUACGUCGACUUGGCCUGGGACGCUCCUGCAUCUGAUGGAGGUUCUCGUAUAACCGGAUAUAUUAUUGAGAGACGAGAAGUUGGUAGCUCAGUAUGGCUCAAAUGUAAUGAUUAUAACGUUUUGGAUACAAGCUACACAGCGCUCAGUCUCAGUGAGCGACAGGACUAUGAGUUCAGGAUUAUCGCCGUUAACUCAGCUGGCAAAUCAGAACCUUCAACAUGCACGACGCCUGUCCGCACUGGUGAGGAGGUCGGCGGGGCGAAACCCGAAUGGCUUAAACAGAUGCCACCUACUAUGUGCGCACCCCUGGGCAGACCCUUCACACUGGAGUGCGUCGCUUCUGGCAGUCCUGUGCCCACUGGCCGCUGGCUGAAGAAUGGACGAGAGAUUGUCAUGGGCACAAGAUUUAUUGCGGAGUCUCGUGAAGGAACUCUGAAGUUGAAUAUUCUGGAAGCCACGGAUGCUGAUGAGGGUGAUUACAGCUGUGAAGCCAGCAACAAUCUGGGACACAUCUACUGCACGGCCCAUCUUAAGAUUGGCAAUCCUCCACGCAUCAUUCGCAUGCCAGGUGAUAUGCACCUUCCUGAACACGAAAACACGAAGAUCAAGAUACUAUACACGGGAGAUCAGCCCGCAGAUGUUACUAUCUCCAGAGAUGGCCACAAACUGUCUGAGUCACCGCAUUUCAAGUUCACAGUAUUUGAUGAUUAUAUUCUAAUCUUUAUAAAAGACGUCACUAAGGAUGAUAUGGGAUCCUAUAAGAUAACAAUCAAAAACAAUUCGGGUGAGAUUUCCGACACCUUCUCAAUAACCGUUACCGGUUUGCCCGGACCACCACAAGGACCUCUGGAAGCAACAGACAUAUCAAGACACACCUGCACUCUUGCUUGGAAGCCACCAGCAUACGAUGGUGGAUUACCCAUCACUCACUAUGUUGUGGAAAGAAUGGAUAUGUCUGGCACCACUUGGAUAACAAUUGCUUCUUCGGUUAGAGAGACUAAGUUCACAGUCCAUGGUCUCACUGAAGGCCAAGAGUACAACUUUAGGAUUCACGCCGCUAACGAUAACGGUAUUGGACCUGGCUUGGAAGGUGUUAAUCCUAUUAAGGCCAAAGCACCCUAUGAUCCACCAUCUGCUCCUGGCAUUCCUAAGAUCGUGGAAGUGGGAGGACACUUUGUUCAUCUGGAAUGGGAGAAACCCGAAAACGAUGGAGGCGCUAGAGUACAAGGUUAUUGGGUAGACAAACGCGAAGUUGGUUCGUCCAGCUGGCAGCGUGUAAAUCCAACCCUCUGUGUACCAACACAGCUCAACUGCGCCAAUCUCAUCGAAGGCCGUCAGUAUGAGUUUAGAGUCGUGGCUCAGAAUGAGGCUGGCUUAUCACCUCCCAGCACCAACAGCCAACAGGUCAAGGUCGUUGAUCCUAAAGCUGCCACACCACCUGAGAUUGUUAAGCCUCUGCGUAAUGCCAACUGCAUCCAGUACCACAAUGCCAAAUUCACGUGCACAAUCACUGGAGUACCUAAACCUACGAUCUCGUGGUAUAAGGGCGCCAGGGAAAUAACGAAUGGUCCUCGUCACCGUAUCUGGAGUGAGGGUGAUAAUCACUUCUUGACUGUCAUGGAUGUGUUCGGGGAAGAUGCUGAUGAGUAUGUUUGCAGAGCAGUUAAUAAAGCCGGUGCAAAGAGUACCAGGGCAGAACUGCUCAUUAUGACUGCUCCAAAACUGAACGUACCACCUCGUUUCCGUGACACUGCAUACUUCGACAAAGGCGAGAAUGUUGUUAUCAAAAUACCUUUCACUGGACAUCCUGUACCAAAGAUCACGUGGGUGAGAGAAGGAGAGACUAUUGAGUCAGGAUUACACUAUCAUGUUGAGAGGAAAGAACGUCACGCUAUUUUGACUAUCCGUGACGCCAGUAAGAUGGACUCUGGACCGUAUAGGAUCACGGCUGAGAACGAACUCGGCCAAGAUUCUGCGACCAUUAAUAUUGAAAUAAGCGACCGUCCUGAUCCACCACGAUUCCCAGCUGUUGACAAUAUUGGCGUUGAAUCGCUGGCUUUGUCCUGGAAGGCGCCUGUUUGGGAUGGCGGUUCAGAUAUCACGAACUACCUGGUGGAGAAGAGGGAACAUCCCAUGUCAAGCUGGAUAAGAGUUGGAAAUACCAGGUUCACAACCAUGGCCAUAACCGGUUUGGCAGCGGGCAAGCAGUACGAGUUCAGAGUGUACGCUGAGAAUAUCUACGGAAGGUCUGAACCCAGUGAGCCCACUAGCUUGGUACAAACCAAGGCAAUUGUCAAGAAAGAGUUCAAGAAGAAGGAAUAUCCAGUUGACGAAACCGGCAAACGCAUCCGCACCAACGCCGAUCAUGGUCCAGUUAAGGAUUACGACAGCUACGUCUUUGACAUCUACAGCAAAUACGUGCCACAGCCCGUGGAGAUUCGUACUUGCUCUGUAUAUGACAAGUAUGAUAUUUUGGAGGAGAUUGGCACAGGCGCGUUUGGUGUUGUACAUCGCUGCAGAGAGAGGGCAACCGGUAACAUCUUCGCUGCCAAAUUCAUACCUGUAUCAGGUGCGAUGGAAAAAGAACUUAUUAAGAAGGAAAUUGAUAUUAUGAACCAACUACACCACAGGAAACUCAUCAACCUUCACGACGCGUUUGAAGAUGACGAUGAAAUGGUUCUGAUAUUCGAAUUUUUGUCUGGCGGCGAAUUAUUUGAGCGUAUCACGGAGCCUGGCUACAGUAUGAGUGAGGCUGAAGCAGCUCACUACAUGAGACAAGUUUGUGAAGGAGUAAGACACAUGCAUGAACAGAAUAUACUCCACUUGGAUCUCAAGCCAGAGAACGUGAUGUGUACUACACGAACCGGUACUGAUGUUAAGAUUAUCGACUUUGGCUUGGCCACCAAGUUAGAUCCCAACGAAGUGGUGAAGAUUUCUACCGGUACAGCUGAAUUUGCUGCUCCAGAGAUCGUUGAAAGAGAACCCGUGGGCUUCUACACUGAUAUGUGGGCCGUCGGAGUGCUGUCAUACGUUCUUCUGUCCGGUCUAUCACCUUUCGCUGGUAACAACGACAUCGAGACCUUGAAGAAUGUCAAAGCCUGUGACUGGGAAUUCGAUGAAGAAGCCUUCCAACACGUAUCUGAUGAUGCAAAGGACUUUAUACGAAGACUGCUCGUUAAGAACAAGGAGAAACGUAUGACUGCCCACGAAUGUUUGGCUCACCGCUGGCUGGCGGGUGAUGCUGCAGCAGCACGCACCGCCACGAUACAAGCACGAAGAUACGAGAGGAUGAGGGAUAGAUUACGUGAGAAAUACGAGAACUGGUCGUCAUUCGUUUUGCCGAUCGGUCGUCUAAGCGAGUACAGCUCUCUACGCAAACUGCUAAUCGAGAAAUGGAAGAUAUACGACGGACAAUUCGAUCGCCGUCAAGCCGCUCCUAGAUUCGUGAUUCGUCCUCAAUCCGCCUUCUGCUACGAGGGUCAAUCGGUGAAGCUGUACUGCCGCAUCAUAGCUCUGGCUGCACCAACUGUCACCUGGUCUAAGAACAACCGCGAGCUCAGGCAGUCCGUUAAAUAUAUGAAGAGGUACGCUGGAGACGAUUACUACUUCAUCAUCAACCGCGCCAGGUUGGAAGAUCGAGGAGAGUAUGUGAUCAGGGCUGAGAAUCAUUACGGAUCAAGGGAGGAGGUUGUCUUCUUGAAUGUACAACCGGUUCCCAAAGUACAACGCCAACCACCAGCAGAGGCACCUCGUCGUCGCGAAGCCCUUCCUUAUACCUUCUGGCAAGAACACAGUGAAACAGCACCAUCAUUCACCUUCCAACUGCGACCACGUGUUAUGCAGGCCAGAGACACUUGCAAGCUGCUCUGCUGUCUGAGCGGAAAACCAACACCUACUGUCAAAUGGUUCAAGGACAAACGCGAGCUGUCCAAAUACGACUACUCUAUGUCGCAAUCUGAUGGUGUUGUGACGAUGGAGAUCGUUGAUUGCCGUCCAUCAGACAGUGGACAGUACUCAUGUGUAGCGACCAACAUACAUGGAACAGAUGAAACCAGCUGUGUCGUUAUUGUCGAGGGUGAAGUACAAUCAGAAGAGCAAGCAGCGUUAGCCCACAAUCUUCUGUACUCCGGAGAGAGACGUUAUAUUGAGAAGCCACUAAAACCAGCCCCACCACCAAUAAUAACUAAGACUAAGGUGACCAUCGAUCCACCAAGCAAAUCAGGACUUAGACCGAAGUAUUCGCCGCAGACUUCAAUGGAGGCUAGCAAAAAUAAAAAGUAUGGCGCUAAAUUGGAAUCAGACGCCGGCUCUAGGUCUAGAAGCGCUACUAAGGAAUUAAUAUUACCGGCGUCUGAUGCGUCAAUGUCAUCUCCUCACUUCGCACGUUCGUUGCCCGACUCAUGCAGUGCGCGUGACGGGGCGCCACUGUUGUUAUCUUGUGCAGUCCGCGGGGAUCCCCCGCCGUCUGUGGCCUGGUUCAAAGAUGGACGACCACUCGUCUCGUCUGAGGUGGUUGAUCUGAAGUAUAAGAACGGCGUGGCCUCCCUUGCCAUUAACGAAAUAUUCCCUGAAGAUGAAGGUGUGUACUCACUGAAAGCGACCAACAGUCAGGGAGAGGCCGAAACUAAAUGCCAAGUGUCUGUCAAAGGAACAGCUGAUGUAGCCGCUAUCAAAGAUUCUCCACCCAGGAUAGUAGACCACGCGAUCUCACAGAUCGUUGACGACGGACAACCUGUCACACUUUCUUGCAGAAUCGCGGGCGCAGAGCGUUUCGAUGUAGUCUGGCUACACAACAACAAAGAAAUCAAACCAUCGAAAGACUUCCAAUACUCGAGCGAAGCUAACAUCCACAAAUUGCACAUCGCUGAAAUAUUCCCCGAAGACGCCGGAGUUUACACCUGCGAGGCUUUCAACGACAUGGGCGAAUCAUUCUCGUGUUGCACGCUAGUAGUACGCGCGGGAGAAACACCUCCACUCAACUACACAGCCUUCCCAGCAUCUGCCACUGUCGCAUCAGGCGAACCAGCUAUCUUCAGCGCUGAGUUGGACAAGCCACCACUCCAACUCAACUGGCUGAAGGACGGAAAGCCGAUCGACGAAUCAUCGAAUAGAUAUAGAUUCACUAUGGAAGGCACGUCCCGCUAUCGUCUGGAGAUUGUGAAGUGCAACGCUGAUGACAGCGGUCAAUAUCAAGCCCGCGCCGUCGCCUCCAAAGGAGACUUCCUAGCCGCGUUCUAUCUUAACGUAGUCGAAAAUUAA
This is a messenger RNA of Danaus chrysippus (African queen), 28626 nucleotides long. NCBI's taxonomy places the organism in Eukaryota, Metazoa, Arthropoda, Insecta, Lepidoptera, Nymphalidae. The record is from the annotation of a GenBank genome assembly.